CACAGUCUCUCUCUCUCUCUCUCUCUCUCUCUCUCUCUCUCUCUCUCUUUCUAUCUUUCUCUAGCUAGCUAUCUAGUGGAUCUCUUUCCCAUCUCGCGCGCCCCCAUAGCCCUUUUGUCCAGGGCCAAUAUAUCCUCCGGCCACGCUCAUGCUGCCUCCUCGCCACCUCUGCCUUUCCCUCUUUGCUCGCGGCAAAAUCCACAUGCAGUUGUAGACUUGUAGUAGUAGUUAGUUGUGGUUGUUUGUUGUUUUGGCUUUCAAAUCAGGAACAACGACAGAUCCGAGGCUUUCUCGAAUCGGGCAGGUCCAUCAAAUCGGAAGCCAGCCAGCCAUCUAAUCACCUCAUCACAUCAAAGGGGACCAAAAGGAUAUCUCUGGUGGCUACCCCCUCUCCUCCGGCCACUCGUGUAAAAUUUCCCUUCUGAUCCUGCGCUGUGCCAGAUUAUAAGGCCAUUGCGUAGCUCGAUCGAAGAAAGAAGCAGGCCAGCCACAGUACUGCCUCUCUUGUCGAUCGAUCGACAGCCACAGCCUGCAGGUGUGGGGAUUCGGCUGGCCGUCGCCUUCGUCUUCGUCUUCGUCGUCGUCCUCAUCAUGUCGUCCUCGUCCUCGUCGUCGGCUGUCUUCCCACUGGACCACCUCGCGGCGCCGUCCCCCACCGAGCAGCUCUGCUACGUGCACUGCAACUGCUGCGACACCAUCCUCGCCGUCGGCGUGCCGUGCAGCAGCCUGUUCAAGACGGUGACGGUGCGGUGCGGCCACUGCGCCAACCUGCUCUCCGUCAACCUCCGCGGCCUCCUGCUCCCUGCGCCGGCGCCGGCGCCGGCCAACCAGCUCCACUUCGGCCCUUCCUUGCUCUCCCCCACCUCCCCCCAUGGCCUCUUGGACGAGGUGGCGUUCCAGACGCCGAGCCUACUGAUGGAGCAGGCCGCGAGCGCCAGCCUGAGCAGCAUCACGGGCCGCAGCAGCAGCAGCUGCGCCAGCAACGCGCCGGCAAUGCAAAUGCCUCCGGCGAAGCCUGUGCAGCAAGAGCCUGAGCUGCCAAAGAACGCCCCGGCGUCCGCGAACAGGCCUCCGGAGAAGCGUCAGAGAGUCCCAUCUGCGUACAACCGGUUCAUCAAGGAUGAGAUCCAGCGGAUCAAGGCCGGCAACCCGGACAUCAGCCACCGGGAGGCGUUCAGUGCAGCCGCAAAGAAUUGGGCCCAUUUCCCUCACAUCCAUUUUGGCCUCAUGCCGGAUCAGGGGUUCAAGAAGACCUUCAAGCCUCAGGAUGGUUCUGAAGACAUUCUUCUCAAGGAUAGCCUGUAUGCUGCGGCAGCCGCCGCCGCCGCUGCAGCCGCAAACAUGGGCGUCACUCCGUUCUAGCGAGCUUUGGCAAAGCGGCCGCAAGCACCGAAUUCUUGGUGGUGGCCCUAGCUCGCUCUCAUGUGUGGCGCCAUUCUAGCUAUAUAGCAAGGGUUUAAUUAGCAUCAGAUCAUCAUCUCUUAAUAUCAUGUGUGUUGCUUAAUUAGAGUACUUCUGAGUGUGUAGAAGAGAGAUGGGGAAUCCUGUUGAGUGCCUAGGUUUAUGCUUAUAACCAUAUUCCUCGUAGAGACUUUUUUCCCUGUUUUUCUCUUUUCUUUUCCUUCUUUAUUUUUUUAUCCUUUCUUUCUUUCAGGACUAUCUUCGUACUCCCUAUUCACCUGUAGAGUGUAGAGAAGUUGCUGUUCCGUUGCCUGAUUGUGUCC
Molecule: messenger RNA, 1724 nt
Organism: Oryza sativa Japonica Group (Japanese rice)
Lineage: Eukaryota; Viridiplantae; Streptophyta; Magnoliopsida; Poales; Poaceae
Source: RefSeq, a predicted model, not a curated record